GCUGUGUAUGAGCCCCAACGCUGCAAGCAGGUGUCUGUGGCAACCCAAGAUGUCUUCUAUUCUGAUAUCACGUAGGCUCUCUUCUAAGCUGUUAAAUCUCUCUCCUUCUUCUUGUGUUUAUUCUCAUUUCAUCUCCCAAGAAUCCCAAAACCAUGGCUUUAGAUUGUUUCCGCAUUUCUCUAUUUCUCCUUGUUCUCAACAGCAAAACCCUUCAACCCCAAUAAGCAUUUUGUUAGAUCGUACUCAAGUUUUACUACCCCUAUCAAAAAUCAUGAUUUUGCUCUGUCAGCAUUGGAAAAGUCAAGAUCUUUUUCAACAUUUACCAGGGAGAAAGCCCAAUCCCUGGUUUUAAGAAGGAAAUGACUUUAACAAUACCCUUGAGUUCAAGUAUUAACAAAUCAAAAACCUGAAUAUUUUUCAAGCUCAGAUUCACAUUCUGAUCCUGAGAAAUCCCAAAACCAAAGUGAAUGUCCAAGCAAAAUACCCCAUCUCAAGCAUAAAGAAACAGAGAAGCCUACCGUGGAAAGAGACCCCAAUGAGAAGAGAGAAGUUCCUGCAAGUAUGAUGAUGAAAAUGUAUGGUAUGAUCAAAAUUCUGGGUCUUCUGGGAGUAGCUCACACUGGGCUUGGAGCUUCGAUUUCUUAUAUCAAUGAAGGAACUAUAUCAAUAAAACAAGUGUUUGUCGAUUCUGGGGUGAUUAUUACAGGCACUUUUUGUCUGAUGCGACUUUGGAAACCAGCACCCUCUGAGAUAAAGAAGCAAGGUCUGCCUGACAAUUUUGCGAGGGUGCAUUGGGUGCAAAAGGCUCUGUUUUUGCUUAUACAGCUUUUGUUUUUCCUGCAUGGUCCUCUUCUAGUUGCUGGAAUUGUUCUUGUGCUGCUGCUGUUGGUAAUUGAUGGUUUGUUAGAUUGCUUACUUGAAUGUCCUGCUCCUGCAUCUUCAAUGCUACUUCAUCCAAUAGAGCAAAAGGUUGUUUCGCCACAAACAGGAAAGGCUUGGAUGAUUCCUCAAGAGGAAUAA
Messenger RNA from Hevea brasiliensis (rubber tree), 1020 nucleotides. RefSeq lists its product as uncharacterized. The transcript is spliced from 3 exons. NCBI's taxonomy places the organism in Eukaryota, Viridiplantae, Streptophyta, Magnoliopsida, Malpighiales, Euphorbiaceae. Bases 562 to 1020 code for a protein of 152 amino acids. The record is from RefSeq and is a predicted model, not a curated record.